Molecule: messenger RNA, 1251 nt
Organism: Epithele typhae
Lineage: Eukaryota; Fungi; Basidiomycota; Agaricomycetes; Polyporales; Epitheliaceae
Exons: 4
Coding region: 1-1251 (416 amino acids)
Source: RefSeq, a predicted model, not a curated record
AUGCGCGGUGUCUCCGUCCCACAGCACCAGUUUGCUCGAUACGCCGACACGUACCUCCAUGCGCGCGACCGCAGGCAACGCGACGCGGUCCAAAUACAUCUCCUACAAGCUGCGUGUCGUUCGUACACCCGCGUUGUCCUCCGCCUCCGCGCGCAGGCCGAAGCCGAAGCUCAGAUGAUGUCCAUCGAGCGAGCGCGCAGCCCCUCGUCGUUCGACAGGGCGCUCAGUCCGCGUGGAUGGGGCGGUUCGUCCACCUCGGUGAAUCGUAUCCCAACAUCCCCAACACCCAAGAAGAGCCUCUCGCGUAGUUCAAGCCGUGCGCCAUCGCCAAUGUCGGGCUUCAGCCACUCUCAACACGGGCACGCGCUCACUGCAUCAAUCCCUGGAUCGGUUGGUCCUCCGUCUAGCGGCAACGGAGUCCCCAUUGGAUUUCAGUCGCCUCUCUUCAGACUGCGCAGGGCGCCGUUGCUUCAAGUUUUCGUUCCAUCGCCGGAGGGUGAUUGGCUCUCAGAUGCCAGCGUGCUCGAGUGCGAGCGGGAGCUCAAGCGCGCAGAUGUCACCAAGUAUCUCCGCGCUGGCGAUGUCGUGUGGGACGCGGCUGUGGGCGAUGAGGGCAAUGUGGGACGUUUGGUGUGGGACGGCAACUAUCUCAUCGAUCUUGACUACGCUUACUCGCGCGCUGGCGACCUCCCGCGCUACCUCCCAACGCUCGCGUUCCCGCCCUCCUAUUUCCAUCGUGUCAUACGCACCAUGGGAGGCGGCAACCCCAUCUGCCACAUCAACAUCGCUCCCUGGGGUGAGGAGAUCGCGGCGAACCUGCAGCUGUUACAGGACCGCAUGAAGAUGGAGACGCCGCAGGGCGGACACCACAUGGUCGUGCGCUGGGUGCACCGCUCGUCCUUCCACAUCCGCCCGUCGCCGAGCGGGAAACCCCCGCGCAUCCCGCAGUCGAAGAACGUCGGCCCCGGCCCCGGCCCCGGCGAGAUGUGGUUCGUCGACUCCGGCUGGUUCGGCACUGUCGUCGUCGAGGCUGAGGGCACGAACGAGGGCCUGGCGGAUCUGCAGGCCCGUUGUCGGGGGGCGUUCCCCAUUCGCGCGACCGGUGCGGCCGCCAACGUGGCCCUCAGCCCGGAGCGCGUGGCCAAGGACGAGGCGAAGCGGAACGUUUUCAGAAUCUUGCGGGACAGGAGUCGGCCAGGAGAGAUUUGGAUCCGGACGGUGACGGAGAAGGAACGUCUUAUACCCCUGUGA